This is a messenger RNA of Benincasa hispida (wax gourd), 2750 nucleotides long. RefSeq lists its product as uncharacterized. The record is from RefSeq and is a predicted model, not a curated record. Lineage: Eukaryota; Viridiplantae; Streptophyta; Magnoliopsida; Cucurbitales; Cucurbitaceae.
UUGGGGUCUGAUACGUGUAGUCUGUUCACUUUUCAACAUGAACCCUAAAACCGUACUUUACACGCUGAAACCGAUUUUAUAAACAUUCUCUCUUGAACUUAUCGAUGUAGGAGAAACCAAAGAAGGUAAAACAGAGCCCUCAAACACUGAUCAACGAAACCAAACCAAACCAUUUUCAUAUUGGGGAUUUAUUUCUAAAUAUCCAAAUCACAUAACGAAUUUCACACAAUCCCAUUCCUCGAACUCCAAGCAACCCCCCGAAUUCAUAAUCUUUGUCAAAAGAUUCGUUCAAAUCCCACACACAUAGUCGCUCAAAUGUUCUUUUCCCCAAAUCUCUCUUCUUUUAGUUUUAGGUCUCAUUUCAAUUUCCCCAGUUGAUAAGUCCCCUUCUUCUCCAUCUUUCCCACUCGAUUUCAAAGUGGCCAUCAGAGCUUCCAUGACCCUUUUUCACGAUGUCAUGGAUUUAAUCUGUUGAUGAAUUCUCUGUUUCUUCCCCUGUUUUUGUUUUCAGUGGUUAUGGUGUCUUUUAAUAAUUUCUCUCUCUGGGUUUCUCUCUCUUCUCUGUUUCUUUCCCUUUUUAGUUUCCUCUUCAGGUUUUUUGAUGAGGGGAAAGUUGUGGAAAGUUCUGUUGGUGGUGGUGGUGGUGAUGAUGAUUCACGGCCGCUGGAGGAGGAGGCUGACGGCCGGGGAGCGACUGAGAAUUUAGAGGAAAAGGGAACGAAUGAAUUUGCCUUCAGUUUUAGGUUUCAAACGUAUGAGGAAUUUAGCAAAUCGAGUAAAAAAAAUUUUGGUUGUGAGAAACUGGAUUGGAGUGGUUGUUCUUCAUCAUUGAGUAACAGAUAUGAGUUUUUGCCGGAGAAGAGUACGAGCCACUUUGUGGAAGAAACUGAAAUUCCGAGCUAUACGGUGGAAGUUCUGAAUUCUUGUUCGAAUCACGAAAUUUCGGGAAAUGGGGAUUUUUCUGUUCGAGAAUUUUCUGAGUUAGUCUUGGAAUUCGAAGCAGUUGAUCAGGAAAUUACAGAGUCCUCUGCUGAUGGAACAGAGGAAUUUUCCGAGAAAAUUUUGAAAUUUGAAGUUAUUGAGGAAGGAAAAACCUUUCCUGUGGAAGUUUCGAAAUCACAACCUAUUGAAGAAGAAGAAGAAGAAAUUACAGAGAGCUUUACAAAUGGGAAAGAAGAAUCUUCCGGGAAAAUUCAGAGAGAAGAAGAGGAAGACAAUGACUUUCUAAGGGAAACAGAUUUCAACGGUUCGGAUUCAGACGGCGACAUCGAUAUCGGAGGCCGGUUUCUCUCCGAUACUGAUUUCGAUCUCGAUUUCAAAAUCGGCGGGUACGAACCAGACGAGGAGAUAAACGAAGAAUUGGAGAAGUCGCCGGAGGGUAAUGGAGAUGAAGAGGAUUCAGAAGGAUUGGAAACAGAGUGGGAACAUCAAGAACUGAUUGAACAAUUGAAAAUGGAAUUGAAGAAAGUGAGAGCAACAGGGCUAGCCACCAUUUUUGAAGAAUCAGAGUCACCAAAGAUAAUGGAUGAAUUGAAACCAUGGAAGAUUGAUGAGAGGUUUCAACAUGGAGAUUUAAUGGAAGAGCUUCAUAAAUUCUAUAGAACUUACAGAGAGCGCAUGAGGAAAUUGGAUAUCUUGAAUUACCAGAAGAUGUAUGCAAUGGGUGUUUUGCAAUCAAAGGACCCACUAAAAUCAUUUUCAAGCACUAGCAAAUCUUCAUCCCCAUCAAUCCUCUCUCUUCUUUCACACAACCUAAGGCUAUACAGACAAAAGAAAUGUCAAGUGGACCCAAUGAAGGACUUCAUAAGAGAAGUUCAUUGUGAUUUGGAGAUGGUAUAUGUGGGGCAAAUGUGUCUUUCUUGGGAAUUCAUUCAAUGGCAAUAUCAAAAGGCUUUAGAUUUGUGGGAAUCUGAACCUCAUGGGCUUCACCAUUACAAUGAAGUUGCUGGUGAAUUCCAACAAUUCCAAGUCCUCUUGCAAAGAUUCUUGGAGAAUGAAGCUUUCGAAGGCCCGAGAGUCGAGAAUUACGUCAAGCAUCGAUGUGUCGUUCGUAAUCUUCUUCAAGUUCCUGUGAUAAGAGAGGAUAAAAAGGGGGAUAGAAGGAAAGCAAGAAGAGGGAAAUUAGAGGAUGGAUAUGAAGCAAUAACAAGUGAUAUGGUUGUAGAGAUGUUGCAAGAAUCAAUAAGAGUAAUUUGGCAAUUCAUUAGAGCAGAUAAAGAUUGUCAUCACCACUCAAAUGGAAGCUUAAAACGCCCAAAAAAGUUGCAAGUAGAACUCCAAGAUCCAGCUGAUGAACAACUUCUUACUCACAUCCAAACAGAUCUCCAAAAGAAAGAAAAGAAGCUAAAGGAAAUCAUGAGAAGUGGGCAUUGCAUAUUGAAAAAAUUGCAAAAGAAUGAAGAAAAUGAAGAGACAGGAGGUGCAUUGUGUUUCUUUAGUGAAGUGGAUAUGAAAUUGGUGGGAAGAGUUCUUAAAAUGUCAAGAAUAACAACCGAUCAAUUAAUUUGGUGUAGGAACAAAUUGGGUAGGAUUAGUUUCUCUAACAGAAAAUUACAUGUAGAACCUUCUUUUUUUCUUUUUCCCUGUUGAUCAUGCUCACUAAAUUAGCAUUCCUAAUUUUUCCCUUGUAUAUUGAAUUUUUUGGCCGUCUUUAUUUCUUUUACUUUCUUUUUCCAACCAUUUUUUCGGAAAAAUUCAGAGGUAUGUAUAUGUUAAAUUGACACCAAAGAAAAUAAAUCUUGUAAUCAAGA